UCAAUAAUAGCCUUAUUUAAAACGACAUGUAAAAAAGCUUCGCCUGAGGAGCGAGCGCGCAACAAUGGCGCCGCUGUUACAGAAACGUUUCUUCUGUAGCGAGGUCCCAAAGAAAUGGGCAGUGAAGCAAGUGACAAAGUCCAAUUUCGCCGAGUCCAUGGAGGAAAUCAAGCACGACAUCUCCACCUCCGACUUCGUGGCAGUAUCCCUCCAAAAGACAGGCUCUUUCUCCGCCCCAUGGCACCGUGCUCACCCCUUCGAUACGGCCGAAACUUCUUAUUACAAGGCCAAGUACGCCGCUGAACGCUUCCAGAUUUUUCAGUUCGCCGUUUGCCCAUUUUCUGUGAAUGCCUCUAAGCUCGUAGCUCACCCGUAUAACUAUCUCUUAUUCCCCAGAGAUGAACUAAAAUUAGGGAUGCCAUCUUACAGUUUUUCAUGCCAAACUUCAUAUUUGACAUCCAUGGCUCGUGAAGGUUUUGACUUUAAUGCUUGCAUUUAUGAUGGCAUAUCAUACUUGUCUAGAGCACAGGAAGAUAAAGCGAAAAUUCGGAUUGGGAAUCCGAGACCCAGUCCUCUUAUACUUGAUUCUACUUCUACACCUAGUGUUGCUGAUGCCUUAUUUAUUGAAAGAGUUAAAUCAAGAGUUAUUCAAUGGAAAAAGACAUGUAAAAAAACAAAGGAGAACACACAUGAUGCUCUGAUGAAUUCUUUAAGAAAACUUAUUUUGGGAAGUGAAUUUUAUGGGUCUAGACCAUGCAUCACUAUAGAUGUCUGCACUGAACGUCAAGUGAAGCUUGCACUAGAGAUGUUAAGAGACUUCGCCGAUGAACUAGUUCCUGUACUAAUUCCGGGAAGGAGUGGAGGAACACAGGCAGUUCGUGUGGUUUUAACAAGCUCACAAGAGGAUAAGGACUUGUUUGAGAGUGAACUUCAACGCCUUGAAGAAGAAGAAAAUAAGAAGGUUCGGGGAUUUCGAGAGGUGAUCGAUUUGAUUUCUGCUUCACAGAAACCUGUUGUUUCCUACAAUUCCCUUAAUGAUCUUACAUUUAUUCACUCAAAAUUCAUUGCUCCCCUACCUCCAACCGUAGACGAGUUUGCAAGCUCCUUAAGUAAGAUUUUCCCAUGUGUCCUUGAUGUAAGUCAUCUGAUGACAUUUAUUGGUCCUUUGAGGAAAGUGACCAAUAUUCCUGUGGCUAUUUCCCUCCUCAAUAGUCAUUUCUUUGCACCAGUUGAUAUUGAAAUCCUUUACAAAGCAGCUGAUAACGAAGGCAAAAUUCACGGGCACAACGCUGUAAGGAUUAGUCAUCUAUUUGCUAAGCUAUGCUCUAUUCUGAAAAUUGACCCCAAUUCCAACACAUCUGAUAGUCAAGUACUUUCAGCUCCAGCUCUUACAGAGUCUACAAACAUUUUCAAUGCAUUAUCUACCAGUUUUGAAGAGUCAAUUGAUGAGGAAAUCAGUGUGUGGACAAAGAGUAAAAGAAAAGUUAACUGUGAGCAAUUAGUAUACCUGUGGGGAUUCGGAAGUGAGAACACUGCUGGAAAGUUGAAGACCAUGCUGCACAACUCGCAUUCCAUAUUCUCCGAAGAAUUUGAUAUUCGUUUAGUUGAUAAGAGCUGUGCUGUCAUUGUUUUCUGGCAGCCUGGUUUGGCUGAAAAAUUUCUUGAUGUUAUGAACAACAUCGAAAAGAUAAGUGGAUCUUUAAGGGAGAUGGUGUCCGAGGGUCUAAGGGCGGCGUCUUAUGAGACUUACAAGAGAGCUUGUAAGUUAGAUAUAUGGGAAGCAAACUUGGGAGAAUCUUUGGACAGAGCCUUGGAAGAUUCUGAGUACCUCAUUGAAGCUACUCCUGAAUCAACUCCCAUAGAAAUAUCUUGCUCUAGUGAUUCUGUGAUUAAUUACAAUGACCUCUAAUAAGUAUAAUUCAUUUCUUGAAUAUGAGACCAUUUCAACUAACUAGUCCAUAGAAUAGUUAUUUUGAAGUUACAAUCACCAAGACAAGGAUGCCUUUUUUUGGGGAUAUGAUUCUUCAGAAGAUAUUUUGAGUAUUCCAUUUUAAUUUUUCAAAA
Molecule: messenger RNA, 2064 nt
Organism: Cannabis sativa
Lineage: Eukaryota; Viridiplantae; Streptophyta; Magnoliopsida; Rosales; Cannabaceae
Product: poly(A)-specific ribonuclease PARN-like
Exons: 8
Coding region: 65-1909 (614 amino acids)
Cellular component (GO): cytoplasm
Molecular function (GO): RNA binding; 3'-5'-RNA exonuclease activity
Source: RefSeq, a predicted model, not a curated record